AACGCUCCUCAUAAAAAAAGAGACCAUGUAUUGCCUACAGUGGCUACUUCCUGUGCUGCUCAUCCCCAAGCCGCUGAACCCAGCGCUGUGGUUCAACCACUCCAUGUUCAUGGGCUUCUACCUGCUCAGCUUUUUGCUAGAGAGGAAGCCCUGCACCAUCUGUGCCUUGGUCUUCCUGGCUGCCCUCUUCCUCAUCUGCUACAGCUGUUGGGGCAACUGCUUCCUCUACCACUGCCAGGACACCACACUGCCGGACGCUGCCCACGACCCAGCGAUUGUCGGGACCUAGGAGAGAAAAAAGGGUGGGGGGGAGGGAGCGCGCGCAAUAUCGGAAAGGGGAAUGGGGGGUGCAAAGGGUGAUGAGUCAUUGCUGGAGAAUGAUUUUUCCAUGCUGUAAGACAGAACAGGCUACACUUUGGGGUGGGAGAGCAGUGUAGAAGCCGUGUUGAAGGACUGCUGGAGGGGAAUACCGCAAAAAAAGAGAGCGCUCGGCCAAAAGCGGUAUUGAGGAGGCAAAGAGCCAGUUUUGGAGGAUUAUGGGGGCUGUUGUGCCACGCUGUAAAGAAAGACAGACUUGAAUUUGAGGGUGUAGGAGGAGAGGAGGGAGAAGCGAUGUCGGAGGAGACACUAUGUAAACUUUUAUGUAACAGGAAGGGAAGUCGGAGCGUCCAAACUUGUAAUGCUAUGUGAUGGACGUGUGUGAACUUGAGAAGAAUUUCACUUUCUGCAUCUUUUCAUUCCAGCAUUUGAAUGAAAUUUAGACCCGUAUAUCCACCACACGUGACGUCAACCUAAAGUGACCGCUGUGUUUCAGUAUUCUGCUUCCUUUUUAACCUCUGGCUUGUUUACUUCCAACAUUUCUCCAGAGAGAUGUCCUUUUCUCCUUCUCCUGCUGGGUCAUCUCUUUUUAGAAUGAAAAUACACUCCACCUCAAACUGCCAAACUUCACGCAACCCUAACGUCGGGCGUCUCACAGGCAGACAUGCUUGCUUUACAGUCACAUACCUGUUUGUUGUCGACAGACUUUAUGAGCCAGGUGGAGUUAAAGAACAGUUGGCAUGUUUGUCCCGACGCUCUAGAGGAAAAACAGGGCAACACGCCUUUCGCAGUUCAACCUGUCGCCACUCUGGCUCUGCACACGUAACGCUCUCCUCCACAAGGAGAGCACACAGACACGGGACAAUCCAUAUGUAUGCUGUGAAUAUUUUCUCCUCUUGGCGCAUCACCACAAACACCUCCGAAGGUGCGAUAAAGCUGACAAACUGUCCCCUCUCCUUGUCUUCCUCGUCUCCUCGUCCUCCUCACUUCACGAUCUGAACCUUUGUUUUCUUUGUUUUUUUUCUAGUGCAUGGAUUGCCGUUAAAUUCUUUCAAGCAUUAUGUUGACACACAUUUUAAUGAAUUAAAAACAAAAUGCUGAAACUUUCCAAAGGGUAGAAUAAUCUGGACGUGUGUGUAGGAUGUAUGAAAGAAGAUUUGCGAUAUGUGUUUUUCUUUUUGUGGUCGUGACAUGCUGAUGAGCGUAAAGAAGUGGCGAUACACAAGGUGACGACAGAUGUUCUGUAUCGAUAAGUAAUGCAGAGUGAUUCUCACUCACAAGUUAUAAUUAGGUCAUCAAAAGGGCAGCGCUCUUAGUCAGAACGUUUCCUUGUGUAUCUCCGCUGUGAGUGUUAUGUUUAGCUGUCAGACACAGGCGUGUGUGUGUGUGUGUGAGUGUGUGUGUGUGUCCUGUCGCAGUGCUGAACAUGCUCACUGCUACAUUAUUGCUUUGAUUUUAAUUUAAAUAAAGUUUUUUUUUCCUCUCAA
Cottoperca gobio is the source of this 1805-nucleotide messenger RNA. It is a transcript of the gene blcap, whose product is annotated as bladder cancer associated protein. The record is from RefSeq and is a predicted model, not a curated record. NCBI's taxonomy places the organism in Eukaryota, Metazoa, Chordata, Actinopteri, Perciformes, Bovichtidae. The transcript has a single exon. The coding region runs from base 26 to 289 and encodes 87 amino acids.